Caenorhabditis elegans is the source of this 746-nucleotide messenger RNA. RefSeq names its product MIR domain-containing protein (gene R12E2.13). The transcript is spliced from 5 exons. NCBI's taxonomy places the organism in Eukaryota, Metazoa, Nematoda, Chromadorea, Rhabditida, Rhabditidae. The coding region runs from base 13 to 633 and encodes 206 amino acids. The record is from RefSeq and is marked reviewed.
GGAACCAAAAUAAUGCCGAAAUUGCCACUACUACUCAGUUUUCCACUUCUAUUCUUCGCCUCAUUUGCAUACGCCGAUGAAGACUUUGUGACGUGCUACAGCGUUUUAAAGUUUAUAAAUGCUAAUGAUGGCUCUAGGUUACAUUCGCAUGACGUAAAAUACGGAAGCGGGUCCGGCCAACAAUCUGUGACUGCUGUAAAAAACUCGGACGACAUCAAUUCUCAUUGGCAGAUUUUCCCAGCUUUGAACGCAAAAUGCAAUCGUGGAGAUGCAAUCAAAUGCGGAGACAAGAUCCGUCUGAAGCACCUCACCACGGGCACGUUCCUGCAUUCCCAUCAUUUCACUGCACCUCUCUCCAAACAACAUCAGGAGGUCUCCGCUUUUGGCAGCGAAGCAGAAAGUGACACGGGAGAUGAUUGGACUGUGAUUUGCAACGGAGAUGAGUGGUUGGAAUCCGAGCAAUUCAAACUUCGCCACGCUGUCACUGGUUCAUACCUCUCACUCUCGGGACAACAAUUCGGACGCCCCAUUCAUGGACAACGGGAGGUCGUCGGCACCGACUCGAUCACUGGUGGAAGUGCAUGGAAAGUUGCCGAAGGCAUUUACAUCAAGCAUCAGCAAAAAGAUCUUUAAAUCCACAUUGGAUACUCCUAAUUUAAUAAGCCAUGCCUUUCUUCGUGAUAUUUACCAUUGCUUUACGGGGAUGUUAUCUUUGUUAUUUUUUCUAAUAAAGUUAUUAGAUUUUG